This is a messenger RNA of Clavispora lusitaniae ATCC 42720, 1017 nucleotides long. RefSeq lists its product as uncharacterized. NCBI's taxonomy places the organism in Eukaryota, Fungi, Ascomycota, Pichiomycetes, Serinales, Metschnikowiaceae. Gene Ontology annotation, biological process: regulation of transcription by RNA polymerase II; chromatin remodeling. Gene Ontology annotation, cellular component: Rpd3L-Expanded complex; nucleus. The record is from RefSeq and is a predicted model, not a curated record. Gene Ontology annotation, molecular function: protein binding; chromatin binding; transcription coactivator activity.
AUGACAUUGUUGUAUCAACCACUAUCAAGAACCUUUGGCCAUCGUGAUGGUUGCAUCACACCCAGUAACCAUAGCGAAGAAAGAAGAAGCUCAUCCUCCAAAUCGCAAGUUCCAAAAACUGGGCUUUCCGAGAGCCAUGACAUCUUGUCUCCUCCUCUAUCACCUUAUCAGAAAACAUGCUCGCCUGAUGCUCUGUCUUGUAUACAAUCAUCUUCUACGGGCUACACCCACAAGGUGUACUUGCCUACAAAGCAACCGUUCAAGAUUGAAGAUUACAGGAGUUACACCAUGACUGUUAAUCCUUGGUCAGGCUUGGGUGCUGGCUAUAAAAAGAGGCAAUUGAAGCUUUUGAAUCAAUACGCAACGAUCUCAUCCAAAGAGCUGUCAAUGCACUCUUUCCGCAUGGCAGAAAGAAGAGCGGCGCAUGCGGCUGUUUCGCGCAAGCGUGUUCAAAGGUCAAGUAGUUCUGAGUCUGAAUCCGAAUCAGUUGAGAGGAUUAGAACUAGAAGAGUCGUGAAGGAAAAUCUGUCUCAACUUGCUGAGAUUGACGUUUCUUCGUCCACGCCUCCGCUGCCAGUUGCGAAGAAGAGAAAAGUCAGAAAGGAGCCUCGGUAUGCUGGCUCUCCUUUGGCCGCCCAACAAGCGUCAAUGAUUGACGAAUCAAUUCCAGACUAUUCACCAGAUCCAAAUGCUACGUUACCUAAGGGUAACAACAGAUGCCUUAAGAUUGAAUGGAAAGGGCAGCCAAUGGAUUUGAAAAACGAUCCAAAUGUGAACCAGUUACAUCCAGCAGAAGUUUUACUAGCUUCUACUUUAAGGUUACCUUGUAAUGUUUACCUUGACUCAAAGAGACGUUUAUUUUUUGAGAAGGUGAACCGCUUGAAAAAUGGAAUGCUCUUUAGAAGAACAGACGCUCAGAAGGCUUGCAGGAUAGAUGUUAACAAAGCAAGCAGAUUGUUUGCUGCGUUUGAAAAAGUUGGAUGGCUUGACGACGAUCACUUUGCGAAGUAUAUCUAG